Molecule: messenger RNA, 2800 nt
Organism: Liolophura sinensis
Lineage: Eukaryota; Metazoa; Mollusca; Polyplacophora; Chitonida; Chitonidae
Product: growth/differentiation factor 3-like
Exons: 9
Coding region: 620-1993 (457 amino acids)
Cellular component (GO): extracellular region
Molecular function (GO): cytokine activity; growth factor activity
Source: RefSeq, a predicted model, not a curated record
CGUGUUUACGUUUGAUUCUACUGUGAAAUAGAAGUCAACGAAAAAAAUACGUCACUGUCUUUCAAAGGUUUAUAAAAGGGGCAGACAAGGCAUCCACGCUAGUUAGAAGUUUUCAAGUUUCUCUCCGGUAUCCUGCUUUUAAGGACGAGCAUAACUCGUACAUUUUACUACUGUUCAUUAAGCAGUUGAUGUAUCGCUACUUCGACUGAGGACAUUUAAAGAAUAGAUUUUCUUGCUGAAACCUAAGGGCAGUUAUUCCACCGUAUCUCAUCAAAAUUCGUUCAUUUUCUGAUACCGCUGUGAAAAUAUUUGAACAUAAACACGAAUCUCACAAUUCUGAAAAGCUGUUGUCGGUUGUCAAGGUAUAUAAAUAAGAGAUCGAAGAAGAGAGAAUCUGGACAGCGAAGAAAUCUGACGAGGUUUUAGAUGAACCAAGAUACUUUGGACAAAGAACUGAAAACCUCCUCAAUAAGGCGGGACUUUUUGACAACUUUUUUGGAGAUUUUUUUCCCCCGAAUUUCACGAUCUCAAGAAUAACAUUCUCGUUUCGUUCUGCACACCUUUUGACGUCUCUCUGACUUGGACAGAUUUGCCUGUUGAAAAACUACAACUGUUUAAUAUGGACGUGUUGAACAAGUUAACGACUUUCCUGUGGCUGGUCUUCUGUGCUCAGUAUGGACGUAACAGUGUGGUGAGGAGGGAUGUAGAUGAUGUCACAGAACCGAUGGUGACCAUGCCGCUCACCGAAGAGGUUGCCGCCACGACCUUAAACCCGGUGGAAGGAGAAGAGCCGGCACGUGCAGGAUUUAGUGGUUGGAAUCGUGACCAGGUGCUGAGGUACAUGUCAGAGACCGAGGACGCCUCCAGUGACGAAGGCGAGUCCGCCGACAGAGUCACGGAGGAGAGUUUGAAGUUGCUCCGCAUCGCGGAGAUCCAGUAUCAUAUACUACAGGCUUUGGGAAUCAGCGACCCUACGGCCUACUCGACCCCAAAACUGAGCGAGGAUGAAGAGCUAAGGCUGAUAUCAACGCUUAACCGCACCCGGCCGAGCACAGACGGUUCCAAUGUCGUCAAGACAUUCGAAUGUAUGGUUGCGGCGUGUGAAAUGCCAAUUAACCAAAGCAAUCACGUCAGGGUCAAUGCCAACCCGAAAUCCAUGCAGCUUUACUUUGAUAUGAACUUCUGUGAUGAGGAUCGGAAGAUCACACAAGGAAUCCUCAAGAUACGACUGAAAGACAACACUAAUUUUCGCCGGCAGACUCGGAAUAUCGUUGACUCAAGGUUGGAAGUUCGUGUGUACCGAUACCUGUCAACACGGAAAGCUAAUGGAAGACCUCGGAAGGUGGUGGUUGACGCUAAAAUCGUUUCCAGAACAGAAGAGAGAUGGGUAUUGUUAAAUAUCAAACCUGCAUUAAAACACUGGCGUCGGAUUCCGUCUGAUAACUAUGGACUCGAGAUUGUUGUGCGAAAAACGAACGAACAGCGUCUGGAUGCAAAUAAAAUAUUUGUUGGACUGAACUGCUCAGGCAACGACACAAAUCUGUGCCUCCCGGCUCGAUCAGAAGAAGAAGCUCUGGGGGUUCCCCACGCCCUGCCGGAUUCUGAGAACAGUCUGGCACCAAAUCUUCACGUGGUGACUAUGGAAAAAGAGUUCCUGCGGAUGGAGUUUACGUUAGACAGGCGGAGACGUGAGGCGGAGGCGGAGGCGGAGGCGGAGGAAUAUCAACCUUGCUAUAAACAACCACUGACUGUAUCACUCUCAGAUCUUGGACGGGAUAACUUAACAUUUACACCGAAUGUUAUAGAAGCAGGUUUCUGUGUCGGAAAUUGCACCGCCGAUGACCUUGAACUAGACAAUAGAUAUUGUAGUAGAUGCGUACCUACAAAGAUGGGAUCCUUGUUUUUGGCCUAUAAGGACAGUCGUGGCAACGCAGGGUCAGGAAGUGUUAAAAAUGUCGUCGUGGAGGAGUGUGGGCUAUCGGACAAGAUGUAAAGCGCGUGACCGGAAGAAUAAACUUUGAGAGGACAGGGGUGUACCACAUGCAAAUUGUAGUCCUUGAGUAUCUGGUCGGCUGUUUUGAUUAAAACUUCAAGACGUCUCGCAAAUUAUCAGGUUAUCUCGCGUUAAUCCGGUCAGUCAAACUCCAUAUCGCUUAAGAAGUUGAACGUUUAAAGGUGUGUACAAAAAGAUGACGAAUUGUUGGUUCUAUGUGGGUUUAAUUUUAUCUCGAAAUAUUGCCAAAUAUUUUUUGAGACUACAAACUAAGUACAACCUACAAAGUUUUCGAUUGCUCUAGCUGUAAUAGAAAAGGAGACACUACAUUGUGGUAGGCACCGGAUGAAGGGAUGUAACUCGUGAUCAAGAUACUGAAAUUUAAUUCACGCUUGUCCACUCUACCUCGAUGUAAUAUAUUACGAAAAUGGUGUACUUGGCAUGUGUAUUUCAUUCGUCAGUAUUUGUAUAUAUAUUUAGAAGAAUAAGGUGUAACCAUAAGUUUAUUAUUAUUAUUGUGUGUGAUGAAAUUUCUUGCUUCAAUAUUCAAUCGCCUGUCUUGAAAAGCUCGGAUUUCUGAUAUCUGCCCUCUCUGGAACAAAGGACAGAAGAAAAUCAGUUUUUAAAGAGAGUGUAAUUUCAUGUCACUUAAUAAUAGGAGGUGAAAGUGUGCUCAUAACGUAAUCUAGCAAGUUCGGAGAGGGACUUUAAAGGCGACAUUGUGUGUAACGUGUGUGUUUUAAAUUCAAACGUAUUGGGUGUAAAUAUACAAUGUCAACUUUGAGAGAACUCUCUCUACAAGAAAGG